This is a messenger RNA of Erpetoichthys calabaricus (reedfish), 2561 nucleotides long. Its product is annotated as tigger transposable element-derived protein 1-like. Bases 72 to 1862 code for a protein of 596 amino acids. The record is from RefSeq and is a predicted model, not a curated record. The transcript has 2 exons. Gene Ontology annotation, cellular component: nucleus. Lineage: Eukaryota; Metazoa; Chordata; Cladistia; Polypteriformes; Polypteridae. Gene Ontology annotation, molecular function: DNA binding.
GUUUCGCUGUGUAAAGAGUUAACAUUUGUGCUGUUUUGUGUUUAUCUUUGUACAUAGUCAAGCCCUUCAUUAUGGCUCCAAAACGAUCUGCUACUGCUUCAGGGGCCAUGCCCAAGCGCCAACGGAAGAUGCUAACAAUUGCCGAAAAAGUAAACGUUUUGGAUAUGUUGAAGAAAGGGAGCAGCUACGCCGCUGUAGGACGCCAUUACGGCCUCAAUGAGUCCACGGUUCGUUAUAUUAAAAAGGAAGAAAAGAAUAUAAGAUCUACGGCCGCAGUUUCCUUUAACCAGGGUGCAAAACGAGUUGUAAGUGGACGCAACAAGGUGGUAGUCCAUAUGGAAUCUGCUUUAGGGCUUUGGAUUGAAGACUGCCAGAAGAAGAACAUCCCCUUGGUCACCAAUAUCAUCCGAGAGAAGGCCAAGCAACUUCAUGAUAGGUUUGCAGAUGCUCUAGACAACACUCAACCUGGAACUUCUGUUGAAUCCCCCGGCAGGAAAAGUGAAUUUACUGCCAGCAAGGGCUGGUUUGAAAAAUUCAAGAAAAGGUUCAACUUGGCCAGCAUGAGCCUGCAUGGAGAGGCUGCCUCUGCAGACAAAGCCGCAGCCGAGAAAUAUGUCGCCGACACGUUCAAGGUGAUCAUUGAGGAAGGCAGAUAUUGGCCUGAACAAGUGUUUAAUAUGGAUGAGACGGCCCUAUUUUGGAAGCGGAUGCCAUCUCGUACUUUUAUCACAAAGGAAGAGGCAAAAGCUCCGGGGUUUAAGGCUCACAAAGAUCGCAUAACACUGGUCGUGUGCGGCAAUGCUGCGGGCUUUAUGAUAAAGCCUGGGCUCAUUUAUAAGUCCAAAAACCCCUGGGCCCUGAGAAACAAGAAUAAAAACCUGCUGCCUGUGUACUGGAUGCACAACCCGAAGGCCUGUAUUACGAAACCCCUGACGCUGGAUUGGUUUCACCAAUGUUUCAUCCCGGAGGUAAAGAUCUAUCUGGCAGAGAAAGGGCUGGAGUUCAAAGUUCUUUUACUUCUGGACAAUGCUGUAGGUCAUCCCUUGGAUCUGUCCUACCAAGGCGUAAAAAUAGAGUUCUUGCCGCCAAAUACGACGUCACUGAUUCAGCCAAUGGAUCAAGGAAUUAUCCGGACUUUCAAGGCGUUGUACACCAGGAAUACCCUGCAACACAUGGUCGAGGCAAUGGACACGGACGACGACAUUUCCCUGAAGGAGCACUGGCAGAAGUACAUGAUCACAUCGUGUAUGGUGAACGUGCAGAAGGCCCUUAACGAUAUGGAGAAAGAGACGGUUCAUGCCUGCUGGAAGAAAUUGUGGCCAGAAGUCGUGCACGACUAUAAGGGCUUUUCUGCAGAAGAAACUCGUCACUCGGCGGUUGACAAGGCAGUCAGGCUGGCAAAACUGCUAGGAGGAGAAGGAUUUGAUGACAUGACCUGUGAUGACAUCAAUGAGCUGCUCGAAGCCCACUCCGAGACGCUGAGCGACGAAGAUUUGGCCGAGAUGACCAAGUCAGCGAACGAGGAAGAUGAACAAGAGGACCCAGCACAGGAAGAAGAUGCCGGCGUAACUCUCGAGCAUCUCACGACCAUUCUACAAGUGGCAAAAGAUCUCCAGACAUUGGUUGAAGAAUGGGACCCCCAAAUGAUUCGUUCUUUGCAAUUUAGAAAUGCUCUUGACAGCGCCAUGGAAGUGUAUAAAAACCUCCAUACACAAAUGAAAAAGCAGUGCCAGCAACUGCCCGUCACAAUGUUCCUUACUCGCAAAACGCUGUCUAAUAUGCCUUCAGUGGAAGAAGAAACUCCAGGUGACAACGGCGGUGCUACACAGUUGCCUGAAGAGGAUCCUUUAGAAGAGCUGUGACACUCUCAUUUGUUAAAAUUAAACUCAUCGUUAUCAGACAAGUCGUCAUGUCAUUGUUGGUAAUGUGCCUCCAUGAGGAACCACUCAUUCGACACAAAGUUAAACUAAUGGUACCCAAGGAUUUUCCACAGAGACGCAGUACCAAAGGAGUCCAGUCUUUGUCUCCGGUCACUGGAUAGUGUCCAUGUCUCACAACCAUAUAGCAAGACAGGAAGCACCAGGACUCUAAAGACUUGGAUCUUUGUCCUUUUGCAGAUAUUGGGACCGCUACACACCCCUUUCCAGUGACCUCAUGACCCCCCAUGCUCUUCCAAUCCAUCUGACUUCAUAGGAAGAGUCACCAGAGAGAGACAUGAAUGUCACUGACAAGGUCGACACUCUCUCCACAAACAGACACAUUGCUGAUGGCCAUGCCCAAGAGGUCAUUAAAGGCCUGGAUCUUGGUUUUUAUCCUGGAUACUCGCAAGCCCAGACACUCAGACUCCUCGCUCAGUCUCUCUCGAGCCCUGAUCAGAGCAUCCAUUGACUCCACGAAGAUCACAGCAUCGUCAGCAAAGUCAAGAUUCAUGAAUCUUUCUUCACCAACGGAUGCCCCACAGCCGCUGGACCCCACGACUGGACUAAAAGUGGUCAAGGCUUUUACUUCAACUCCAUAACUUAGUAGUUUAUUUCAAAUCCCCACAACACUUGACAUGAAGU